Molecule: messenger RNA, 1981 nt
Organism: Lutra lutra (Eurasian river otter)
Lineage: Eukaryota; Metazoa; Chordata; Mammalia; Carnivora; Mustelidae
Gene: NOTUM
Product: notum, palmitoleoyl-protein carboxylesterase
Exons: 12
Coding region: 318-1817 (499 amino acids)
Molecular function (GO): hydrolase activity
Source: RefSeq, a predicted model, not a curated record
GGAUCCGGCGACUCUCCCGUGGCGCCGUCCGGGGCGCCCGCUGCCUCCCGCAGGUCACCGGGUCCCGCGCCACACCUGUCCGCUCCUCCUGGAGGCCCCGGCGUCGCUGCUGCCGGCCCCUCGGCGCGGGGCCCUGUGUCCGCCGUCGCUUUGAUCCCGGGGGCCCCGCUGGAUAAAAGUCCCGGGCGGCUCCGCGCCAGCGCCAGAGGGGAGCGCAGCCGAGCCGGCGUCCCAGCGGGCUGGCGCAGGGCGAGCUACGCCGAGGAGCCGGGGCCGCGGGGCCGGCCGCGGUGGCCGCGGGCCCGAGCGGCGCGGCCAUGGGCCGAGGGGUGCGCGUGCUACUGCUGCUGGGCCUGCUGCACUGGGCCGGCGGCGGCGAGGGCAGGAAGACCUGGCGGCGCCGCGGUCAACAGCCGCCCCCGCCGCCGCCCCCGCCUCGUGUCGAGGCCGCCCCCGCGGCCGGGCAGGCGGUGGAGAGCUUCCCGCUGGACUUCACGGCCGUGGAGGGCAACAUGGACAGCUUCAUGGCGCAGGUCAAAAGCCUGGCUCAGUCCCUGUACCCCUGCUCGGCUCAGCAGCUCAACGAGGACCUGCGCCUGCACCUCUUGCUCAACACGUCGGUGACCUGCAACGACGGCAGCCCGGCCGGCUACUACCUGAAGGAAUCCAAGGGCAGUCGGCGGUGGCUCCUUUUUCUGGAAGGUGGUUGGUACUGCUUCAACAGGGAGAACUGCGACUCCCGCUACGACACCAUGCGGCGCCUCAUGAGCUCCAGAGACUGGCCGCGCACCCGCACAGGCACCGGGAUCCUGUCCUCCCAGCCUGAGGAAAACCCCCACUGGUGGAAUGCCAACAUGGUCUUCAUCCCUUACUGCUCCAGCGAUGUCUGGAGCGGGGCUUCAUCCAAGUCUGAAAAGAACGAGUAUGCCUUCAUGGGUGCCCUCAUCAUCCAGGAGGUGGUCCGAGAGCUCCUGGGCAAAGGGCUGAGUGGGGCCAAGGUGCUGCUGCUGGCAGGGAGCAGCGCGGGGGGCACAGGGGUGCUGCUGAACGUGGACCGGGUGGCCGAGCAGCUGGAGGAGCUGGGCUACCCAGCCAUCCAGGUGCGGGGCCUGGCGGACUCGGGCUGGUUCCUGGACAACAAGCAGUACCGCGGCACAGACUGCGUCGACACGGUCACUUGCGCGCCCACGGAGGCCAUCCGCCGCGGCAUCAGGUACUGGAACGGGGUGGUCCCAGAGCGCUGUCGGCACCAGUUCAAGGACGGCGAAGAGUGGAACUGCUUCUUCGGCUACAAAGUCUACCCGACACUGCGCUGCCCGGUGUUUGUGGUGCAGUGGCUGUUUGAUGAGGCCCAGCUCACCGUUGACAACGUCCAUCUCACGGGGCAACCUGUGCAGGAGGGCCAGUGGCUCUACAUCCAGAACCUGGGCCGCGAGCUGCGGAACACGCUCAAGGACGUGCCGGCCAGCUUCGCCCCUGCCUGCCUGUCCCAUGAGAUCAUCAUCCGAAGCCACUGGACGGACGUGCAGGUGAAGGGGACCUCGCUGCCCCGGGCACUGCACUGUUGGGACAGAAGCUUGCACGACAGCCACAAGGCCAGCAAAGCACCCCUGAAGGGCUGCCCGGUCCACCUGGUGGACAGCUGCCCUUGGCCCCACUGCAACCCCUCCUGCCCCACUAUCCGGGACCAGUUCACGGGGCAGGAGAUGAACGUGGCGCAGUUCCUCAUGCACAUGGGGUUUGACGUGCAGGCCGUGGCGCAGCAGCAGGGUCUGGAGCCCAGUAAACUGCUAGGCAUGCUGAGCACGGGGACCUAGGCUCCGGGCCGGCUGUCCCUGCUGCCGCAUUCACUGCCUCCCACCACUGCCUGCGGGAAGCCCCGCUGAGCCGGGGUCCUGGGUCCCGCCGCCCCCCAGCCCCCCACCCGGCCUCUCCUGGCCUUUUGUAUUAUUUUAUAAAGUCAUUUUUUUAUUACUUUAAU